Messenger RNA from Aspergillus bombycis, 840 nucleotides. Its product is annotated as DNA replication protein YHM2. Bases 1 to 840 code for a protein of 279 amino acids. The transcript has 4 exons. Gene Ontology annotation, cellular component: mitochondrion. The record is from RefSeq and is a predicted model, not a curated record. Gene Ontology annotation, biological process: mitochondrial citrate transmembrane transport; alpha-ketoglutarate transport. Gene Ontology annotation, molecular function: tricarboxylate secondary active transmembrane transporter activity. Lineage: Eukaryota; Fungi; Ascomycota; Eurotiomycetes; Eurotiales; Aspergillaceae.
AUGUCUCCUCUCGACCAGUCUGCCCCCCAUGCUGGGAUCAAGAAGAGGGACGUUGGAGCGAGUAAUCUUUUGCUUGGUGCUAGCUUGAAUAUGUUUGAGUACGCUUUCACUUGUUCUGCAGUUUAUUACCAAGGUCUAAUCCCAUGGGCCUGGAUUGAAGCGUCUACUAAAGGCGCUGUUCUGCUCUUUGUGGCCUCCGAAGUCGAGUAUCAUUCGCGGACGGCCGGGGCCUCCGAAUUCCUUUCCGGCAUCGCAGGAGGUAUGGUCGGUGGCGCGGCUCAGGCGUACGCAACGGUCGGGUUCUGUACCUGCAUGAAGACAGCGGAAAUUACUCGACUUAAGCAAGCGGCAGCGGGGUUGAAACCACCGGGCGCCUUGGAGACAUUUGUUACGAUGUUUCGGACGGAGGGACUGCGAGGAAUCAACAAAGGAGUCAAUGCCGUAGCAAUUCGGCAAGUCACUAAUUGGGGGUCCCGGUUUGGCUUCUCCCGACUGGUUGAGGACGCAAUCCGUAGAGCCACAGACAAAGGGCGCGAGGAGCGACUGGGUGUCGUGGAGAAGAUACUGGCCUCGGGCGUCGGAGGCGCUCUGGCUAGCUGGAAUCAGCCCAUCGAGGUGAUUCGAGUGGAAAUGCAGAGCCUAAAAGCCGAUCCCAAUCGCCCCACAAAGCUGAGUAUUGGGAGCACCUUCCGGUACAUAUAUGGGCAAAGUGGGAUACGGGGCCUGUACCGCGGGGUCACGCCACGCAUUGGUCUAGGAAUCUGGCAGACCGUAUGCAUGGUGGCGCUUGGAGACGUGGCCAAGGAAAUGAUCGAAUCUAUAGCGCAGAAGCAAGCCUGA